AUGUCCGAAAUACUGCUCUACGACAUCCCGAGGAAGGACCCGGAGAAUGGUCCGUGGUCACCUAAUACGCUGAAGGCAAGGCUCGCACUGAACUUGAAGGGAUUACCUUUCAAGACGGUCUGGGUGGAAUACCCUGACAUUCCCUCAGAGUGCAAGAAGAUCGGCGCUCCCCCCACAAGCACUGAGGCGGACGGCACUCCCAGGUACACUCUACCUGUGAUUUACGACCCAUCCACGAAGAAGGCGAUCGCAGACUCUUACGCCAUUGCCGAAUACCUAGAUGCGACUUACCCCACGGAUCGCCAAAUAAUCCCAGCCGGCACAGAAGGUCUGCAUGCCGCCUUCAACAAAGCAUUCAUGGACAGCGUCUACUUCCCGUGCAUGUUUACCAUCGGGCCGCUCAGCGUGUCUGCUCUGAAUCCGCCCAGCGAGCGGUACUUCCGCACCAUCCGCGGGGACCUGCUGGCACUGGUGGACUCGGUAAGGCCGGAAGAACGGUGGCGGAAAGUUCAGGCAGCUUUCGAGGUCGUAAACGGGUGGUAUGAGAAAGCGGACAAUGGGAAGGUACUCCUGAUGGGAGACACGCCUGCCUGGGCAGAUAUCGUAGUCGCUGCUCUUUUGGUAUGCGCCAGGAACCUCCUUGGGAGAGAGUCUCCUGAGUGGAAGGCCGUAAGUGAGUGGCAUGGUGGGCGAUGGGCGAAACUGGUCGCAGCGCUCGAGGGAAAGGUUUUGUACCCAGGGUAUGGCUGGACCAAGCAAGGCGGGCAGAGCUAGGGUCAAGUCAUAGCUUGGACGGGUAAGGGGCUAUUGGGUCGUUGACCGAGAGUGGGAUA
This is a messenger RNA of Gloeophyllum trabeum ATCC 11539, 833 nucleotides long. RefSeq lists its product as uncharacterized. The transcript is spliced from 2 exons. The record is from RefSeq and is a predicted model, not a curated record. The coding region runs from base 1 to 774 and encodes 257 amino acids. Lineage: Eukaryota; Fungi; Basidiomycota; Agaricomycetes; Gloeophyllales; Gloeophyllaceae.